UCAUCCAUGCAAAGCGUUAGCGUGCAGUUCCUUCGGAUACGCUUGUUUAUUCGACGAUGUUAACAGCGUAGCGAUUAUCUGGGUCAGUCGGCCAUCCCUUAGGUAAUGUGCAGGUGUCACUAGGCUGGGUGAAACAGGCCACACGAUCAAAGUACUGGCGCAUCAACGACAUACUUAACAGGUAACCUCCCUGCCAAUGAAAUUAUUAUUUGCUGUCUGACAAAAGCACAGUUGUUGCUACUACCUUCCUUUCUCUACUGCGGGGCAUAUAUGAACUAAUGGACACCUCAGCUUAUAAGGUCACAGUGACCUAAACACAGUGACCCGGAUGUUGCUUUGUGCGUUGGCAGUUUCAAAAAGGUGUUUCGUUCCAGGGAGUAAUAUCUCACGUACAAAUUUCCAGUGGAUUUUUUUGCCAAGGAUAUAAUUACCAUAGCCAGUAUCUUACUAACACUGGACUAUUUUCCCUUAUGGAUUUCUUUCCUCAGGAAACUAUUUGACCCGGAAACAUUAAUCUUUUACAUAUACACCCUGUACGAGUCAGCGCGAAACAGUUUUCAUAUUAUACUGUGUACAUUACGAGGUGUUUCAGUGUCAUGCUACUAUGUGAUUAUUGUGGAAAUGAAAUACUACCAGGUUCUGAUCGUGUAACUGUGUAUGACAAAGACGAAGAAGUGCGUUAUGUGGCACGUGGUGAUCAUAUACCACCAGGAUUCAAGUGUGUCACUGUCUGUAUGAAAGACGGCUGUGUCAAAUAUCUCAGAGCAGGAAGCAGCGUACCAGUGGGUUUCGAUAUUGUUUCUGUUUAUGAGAAACAUCGGGAUAUACUGUUAACAAAGAGAAGGGAUACUAGUCAUAUACAAUCAGGAGUACAAUGUGUCCACGUCUGUGUCAGAUCGGACGCUGUGCCAUACAGCAGGGAAGGUUACAUUACAACAUCAACUGAUAUGCGUCUAACAGCUGAACAAGUACUGCACACAGAGUGUCUGUUUGAACAUAGUUCCAGGUGUGAAGAAGCAGUUCGUACUUUUGUACAGCUUGUCUCUUCAGCAAGCAACGUCCUGUCGAUGGGAAUUGACGUUAGCUACCUGUACGGUGCCGCUGUACACGAGAAAGACGCUAGAAAGAAAAAGAGAGAGAAAAGGGAAAAUAAAAUUCAGGAACUGUCAAGAAACGUCUCGGCACUGCGUAAUUCAAACGGGGGAUACGUGCUGAUUCAUCUUGUUGGUUUAGUAUCAGCGGAUUUUUUCACUGGCGCAUUUGAUGAGUUUGUGGACAUAAAACUAAAUGGCUUGAUUCAGGACGGCAACAUGUUUAGUGAUGUGUAUAAGAAACAACGACUAAGCACUCACACAGAACUACAAUGUUUUCAUGACUUUCUGUCUCUUUUCGUCAGUGCCGCUUCCUCAGUGACAACUUCAAACUUCAAUACAAAGAUUGCACUUGAUGAUUGUAUAAUAGAACCGACGGCAGAAACACUUCGGAGCUUUUUGAGAACAAAAAGACGAUUAAGUGAAACCUUCCACAGACUUUCAGGAAUCGUAAGUGCGGAUGACCUCAAGCAUGUGCACGAAAGCAGAUCAAUUGAAAUGAAGGGUCACUUUCUUUCAAAGGAAAGCGAUGAGGAACUUGCUUGUUCCAUACUUAAUAGUUUUAAACUUGCAGAAUAUAUAACCGCAUUCACCAAACUUGAAGGUGGGGGUUCCUAUUUAUAUGGAGUAAACGAGAGUUCUUCCACGGAACAUGGGUAUGCAUCUAAAACAUCCCGACCCGACCCUGUUGUAAUCAAUAAUCAAGAUUAUUUAAAAAAGACUUUGGAGCAGAAGAUUCGCGAUACUAUUCUCGUCUGUGACUAUGAUGGGAACACAUUACCAGAUGCUAAUGUAGCUGAAGUUCACUUUAUUCCUUGCAUGUCACAUUCUAAAGAAACAAAAGACAGACAUAAUGGUCAGCCUGUUAUCAUUCACGUUUCUGUCAGGUCAGUUAGUGGGAUUGUGUUUUAUGAUAAAAUGGGACCAUUGGCCUACAAAUAUGACAACACACAAAGACUAGUCACCCAAAUGGAUAUCAAGGAAUGGAUCCGUGCGUUUCUAAAGACGUCGGUGUAGGUGAUAUGGCAGGUAACCAUUCCUGUGUCAUCCGUCUCCCUUACAACCAUGAGAGCAGUUUCUGUUACACAUGUAACAUGUACUUUACGGAAUAGGUCACCUCACCUCACGGUGGCAUCUCCAGGCCGAGUGUCCUGUCUUGUCGUGGAAUUUGUUUCGGUGGAUAAUCGCGUUGGCGUUUUAAAUUUAGUAGAUGUCUAUCUCCAUGUAUAUAAAGUUGCAGCACAUA
This is a messenger RNA of Haliotis rufescens (red abalone), 2337 nucleotides long. RefSeq lists its product as uncharacterized. The record is from RefSeq and is a predicted model, not a curated record. Lineage: Eukaryota; Metazoa; Mollusca; Gastropoda; Lepetellida; Haliotidae. The transcript has 2 exons. The coding region runs from base 597 to 2108 and encodes 503 amino acids.